CGCCUCUCCACAGCUGAUGCCCGCGCCCUGUCAAUCUCUAUCCCGGCAGAGAGAGAGGACGGGGGGAAACCGAACCAGAGCGGGUCCGCGGGGGGAAGAGGCGCAUGAAAACAUCCAUGGGUGGCUGUGUGGGCAGUCAUCAUGAUUCUUCAGGCAGUUUAAACGAAAACUCGGACGGAACCGGAGUUGCACUGGGGCGAAACCAGCCCCUGAAGAGAGAGAAGCCUAAAUGGAAGAGCGACUACCCAAUGACGGAUGGGCAACUGCGCAGCAAGCGUGAUGAAUUCUGGGACACGGCACCGGCUUUUGAAGGCCGCAAGGAAAUCUGGGAUGCACUUAAAGCGGCUGCCCAGGCCUUUGAGAGCAAUGACCACGAACUUGCUCAAGCCAUCAUUGAUGGAGCCAGCAUAACAUUACCACACGGCGCUCUGACUGAAUGCUACGAUGAGCUGGGGAACCGCUACCAGCUGCCUGUCUACUGCCUCUCCCCUCCUGUAAACAUGAUUGAGGAAAAGAGCGAGUCGGAGACCAUUGAGGUCCCAGAAGCUCCAGCCAGCGAGGGCCAAGAAUGCCAGUUGCGCCUACGUCUCUCUACAGGCAGGGAUCUGCGCCUGGCAGUCCGCACCAGCGACAGUGUCCAGCAGAUGAAGCGGCGUCUGCAGACCCAGGAAGGCGUAGCGGCCACCAGCCAGCGCUGGUUCUUCUCAGGCCGACCGCUCACCGACAAGAUGAAGCUGGAAGAAUUGAAGAUCUCAAGAGACUAUGUCGUCCAGGUGAUCGUCAGCCAGCCUCCCACAACCCCGCCACUGCCGCAGAACCCGACCCCAGUGGAAAAUUAAGGGGAUGCUAACCGACUCACCAAUUGGAGAUUGUGUGUGUGGGUUGCUAGAUCUCUUCGAUUUGAGAUUGGCCGUCUAGAACAUCUCUAGAGGCUUCUCUCUUCAAACACUCACUGCCUUCGAGCUCUUCUUAAGGAGUUUUUUGGUUAAAAGCCUCAGGUCUUAAACAAACUGGAGCCCUGAAUUGACCAAUAUAGGUUGAAUGAGUUUUGGCAAGGGAAACUUAAUAAUGCUUUGUUAUUUUCAAGAUUAUGAAGUUGUUCUUCAUAUUCUGUUCUGUUUUUGUGAUGAGACCAUAUGUCUGCAAGGCAGACCAAAAGUGCGGACCUGCCCGUGUCUGUCAGAAUUCUGAAACUGAGGGACACUGGAGGAACUUUUUUUGGCUUUCAGCAACAGGAGGCUCACUUGUUGGACCAUUUUCGUAAUUUUCGAUUUAUUAGAGACUCUCUAACCAAAAAUAUAUUAAGAUUUUUAAGAAGAGGAGGCCUGUUACAUGUGGCAAAAACAAUGCCGGUUUUGUUCCCCUGACCUUUCCUGCCAUCUUUGAUACUUGUUGUUCUUCAGAUAACCUUUUGAUUUAAACAGCGUUCAUUUAACUCUUUAUUUCAAAAGAGACAAGUUUUUCCCAGUCUGAAAGGUUAGUACAUCUGCUCAUUUUGGAACAUCUCCCUAAAGCUGAGCUUGUGGUUGUCACACUUUCCUGAUAACUUUCAUUUCAGAGAGAUAUUUUGAUCGAUAUCCUCACAUAUUUGACUCUCACUCCCUGUCAAACCAUCCGCCCACAAGUGUGAAAUCGGUAUGGAAGGAAGAUUUCAGUCAUUACCCGCGCGACCGUUCGUAUUCUUUGUAAAUCGUGGCACUUUUAAGAACUUAUUCAGCUCUGCGAGGUUGCCAUGGCGCUGUGCUUUGCCUCACGCAUCCCAAGUAUAUAUAAGGGUGACGUGGGGGUAAUGGUGUAAUGAGGGUUUCUAUACGCGUGAAUGGGGAAGCAAUGAGCAAGUGAUUUAAUGGAAGGAGAAGAAUAUGCAAUGGCUGGAUAUUUCUACACCAAGGUGUAUGGGAAGACAAAUAUGGAUUGGGAGGACACACAGCAUUGUUGUGUCCACACCUAGGAUGUUUAGGUGUCAUCUCUGAAUGUAGCUCAAAAAGGACAUUCUCAUAAUACUCUAUAUACAUGUUGUUUUUUAUUUGAUUUAGUUUUGGCCUUUGUGUUGAGAGGAACAGUGGAAAUGAUGAGCCAGAUUUGAAUGAGCAGCACAGCUCAAUAUGUAGUAGCAUGUGUGCUAACCGCUAGCUCACGAUUUAAGUGUUUUUAAAUGGAUUUAGCGUCCUGUUGAAAGAGAAUUUCAAAAACUGUUGCAUAUUUUAAUGAUACAGAAUGCGUUUUUAAUUAAAAAAUGCUGAAACAUUUGUACACUUCA
Messenger RNA from Danio rerio (zebrafish), 2260 nucleotides. RefSeq names its product ubiquitin domain containing 2 (gene ubtd2). Gene Ontology annotation, cellular component: cytoplasm. Lineage: Eukaryota; Metazoa; Chordata; Actinopteri; Cypriniformes; Danionidae. The record is from RefSeq and is marked validated.